Molecule: messenger RNA, 1310 nt
Organism: Micropterus dolomieu (smallmouth bass)
Lineage: Eukaryota; Metazoa; Chordata; Actinopteri; Centrarchiformes; Centrarchidae
Product: protein NLRC3-like
Exons: 2
Source: RefSeq, a predicted model, not a curated record
CAGAAGUCAUCAGUCAACCUGCUGCUGACAAACCUCAUCGAGGGGAAUCUGCUUCCCUCGGCUCUCGUCUGGAUAACUUCCCGACCUGCGGCGGCCAAUCAGAUCCCUCCUUCGUGUGUCGACAGGGUAACAGAAGUACGAGGCUUCACUGACGCCCAGAAGGAGGAGUACUUCAGGAGGAGAGUCAGUGAUGAAGAGCUGUCCAGCAGAAUCAUCUCACACAUCAAGACCUCCAGGAGCCUCCACAUCAUGUGUCUAAUCCCAGUCUUCUGCUGGAUCACUGCUACAGUUCUGGAGUACAUGUUGACUACAGAGCAGAGAGGAGAGCUGCCCAAGACCCUGACUGACCUGUACUCACACUUCCUGCUGGUUCAGAUAAAGAGGAAGAAGCAGAAGUACGAUGAGGGACAUGAGACGAGUCCACAGGAGCUGACGGAGGCUGACAGGGAGGUUCUUCUGAAGCUGGGGAGGCUGGCGUUUGAACAGCUGGAGAAAGGAAACAUCAUGUUCUACCAAGAAGACCUGGAGCAGUGUGGUCUUGAUGUCACAGAGGCCUCGAUGUACUCAGGAGUUUGUACAGAGAUCUUCAAAAGAGAGAGUGUGAUCUUCCAGAAAACAGUCUACUGCUUUGUUCAUCUGAGCGUUCAGGAGUUUCUGGCUGCAGUCUACAUGUUCCACUGUUACACCAGCAGGAACUCAGAGAGACUGGAGGACUUCCCGGGGGAAGACUGGAAAUACACAAUCAGUGACUUGUCUGUGGAGGACUUCCCGGGGGAAGACUGGAAAUACACAAUCAGUGACUUGUCUGUGGAGGACUUCCGGGGGGAAGACUGGGAUGAUGAUGAUGAUGAUGAUGAUGAUUACAAUUAUGAUGAUGAUGAUGAUGAUGACAGGGACAAUGACCAUGAUCCACCACUGGAUGUCUUCCUGAAGAGAGCCAUGCAGAAAUCCCUCGACAGUAAAAAUGGCCACCUGGACCUGUUUGUUCGCUUCCUUCAUGGCCUCUCUCUGGAGUCCAACCAGAGACUCUUAGGAGGCCUGCUGGGUCGGACAGACAACAAGAAAAUCAUCCAGAGAGUCAUCAACAACCUGAAGGAGAUGAACAGUGAUGAGAUCUCUCCUGACAGAAGCAUCAACAUCUUCCACUGUCUGAUGGAGAUGAACGACCACUCAGUACAUCAGGAGACUCUGGCCUACAUGCUGCAGAUGUCAGAGGAGGUUCUGGAUGAGUUGGACCUGCAGAAGUACAACACAUCAGAGGAGGGACGACUGAGACUGAUUCCAGCUGUGAGGAACUGCAGAAAGUUUCG